GAAGUAAGCGUCCAAGAACGAAUAUGAUUGGUUUGCGAUAGUCACGUGAUAGCAGCUAACGCUAUAGCUAAGCAUCUCUUGGCUUUCCGUUAAUGGAAAGGCGAGCUAGCUUAAGUGCCUGCGAAUAUGUCAGCGCAUAAUUGCUGACAUUUAGGCCCCAAAAUACACUAACUGUAAAGGUCCUGUAAGCGUUUUUAAGUGCUUUUAUUCGACGUGGACUGGGGAUUUGGAUUACUGCUGGAUUAUUUUAUUAUUGGCCUCCUCACGUUGUUGCUAAUUAAAUCACCGGAAAACAACAACAACAAGGAACAAUAUGUCUUUCCGGCGAGGUGUGGUCAGGCAGAGCAAGUUCCGCCACGUCUUCGCUCAGGCAUGGAAAGCCGAGCACUGCAUCGACGACGUCCGUGUGUCCCGUGUCACGUGGGACAGCCCGCUAUGCGCCGUCAACCCUAAAUUCAUUGCAGUCAUUGUGGAAGCGGGAGGAGGCGGGGCUUUCCUCGUCGUCCCCAUCGGCAAGAGCGGCAGGAUCGAUCAGUCCUGUCCAAUGGUGUGUGGACACGCCGCCCCCGUUUUGGACAUCCAGUGGUCUCCGCAUGAUGAUAAUAUCAUAGCAAGUGCCUCGGAGGAUUGCACUGUAAAGGUGUGGCAGAUCCCCGACGGGGGACUGGUGGCACCCAUGACCGAGGCUAUCGUCACCCUCGAGGGGCACAGUAAAAGGGUGGGAAUCUUGGCAUGGCACCCCACCGCCUUCAAUAUCCUCUUAACUGCAGGCUGUGACAACGUGAUUCUGGUAUGGAACGUGGGCACAGGGGAGUUGGUGUACCAGCUGCCCGAUGCCCACCCGGACCUGAUCUACAGCGUGAGCUGGAACAAGAACGGGAGCGCCGUGUGCACCGUGUGCAAAGACAAGGCCUUACGUGUUAUCGACCCUCGCAGGGGGACCGUCCUUAAAGUGAAAGAGAAGGUCCAUGACGGCACCAGACCCAUGAGAGCCGUGUUCCUCUCUGAUGGAAAGAUCUUGACGACGGGAUUCAGCCGUAUGAGUGAGAGACAGCUAGCUCUAUGGGAUACGAAAGAUCUCUCAGAGCCGAUGGCUGUACAAGAAAUGGAUACUAGCAACGGCGUACUUUUACCAUUUUAUGAUCCAGACACCAAUAUGGUUUAUCUGUUGGGAAAGGGUGACUGCACCAUCCGCUACUUUGAGGUGACCGAAGAAUCGCCCUACGUUCAUUUCCUCAGUCUGUACAGCAGUAAGGAGCCCCAGAGGGGGGCAGGCUACCUCAGUAAGAGAGGGGUGGACGUCAAUAAGUGUGAAAUUGCAAGGUUCUACAAAUUACACGAAAGGAAGGUUGAACCCAUUUCCAUGACUGUUCCAAGAAAGUCCGAUCUCUUCCAAGGAGACCUUUACCCUGACACAGCCGGCUUAGAACCGGCGCUCCUGGCAGACGAGUGGAUAUCCGGUCAGGAUGCGCCCCCGAUCUUGGUGUCCCUAAGUGGAGGCUAUGCGGCGCCACCCUCCAAGCAUAGAGACACCAUCAGGAGCAAGCCCAAGCUCAUCUCACAGGACUCUGGCAGCGGGGCGGCGCCCACUCCAACCGCCACGAAUCCCGCCAAGGAAGUUGAGGAGGAGGAGCCACGUCUCGCCUCCAGAGAGACAUCUGGGAACAUGGACAGAUCUAAGAGAGAGGAUGAUGUGUUUGGUGAACUGCUGUCAGAGAUGAAGGCCCUUCGUGCUGUUGUUCUUGCUCAAAGUCAGAGGAUUGAACUUCUGGAGCGCCAGCUAGCUCGCAUUGAGGAUGGCGACGUAUAAAACUGUUAUUACUAUUAUUAUUAUUAAUGUUAUUAUUGUUAGGAUUCUUUUAUAGAUUCCUUUAUGGGUUAAAAUGUAGACAAAGGUACCAAAUUACUGUAGCACAGAGUGGCACAUCAUCUACGAAUAGAUGAUCUUUUCACCAUUAGGGCUAUUUAAUCAGGUAGAACGCUGCUAUGAUCUGUGGUGAUGUCCCAGACCUCAACUUUUUUUUAAUUGUAGUGUGUGGAUUGGGAAGAAUUUGUAUGUGUUUUUUUGUGAGCCGCAUUCCUCCAUUGAAAAGAUAUUUUUUAGCAUUAAAUAUGUGACAUCUUUUAAAGACAAGUAGCAACAUGUUUGUUUUAUUAUGUGAAAUACUCAAUGAAAUGUGAUUUUGUUAUUUGUUUUUUUUUUUAGACGGAUGAAAUUGUCACUAACAUUCCACUUCAACACGCACUGAUCUUUCGAUGUGGUUGUAGCGACUGUUCAACGACUAAUAAAUGCUCCUUUGUAUU
Molecule: messenger RNA, 2304 nt
Organism: Doryrhamphus excisus (bluestripe pipefish)
Lineage: Eukaryota; Metazoa; Chordata; Actinopteri; Syngnathiformes; Syngnathidae
Gene: coro1b
Product: coronin, actin binding protein, 1B
Biological process (GO): actin filament organization; cell migration
Molecular function (GO): actin filament binding
Source: RefSeq, a predicted model, not a curated record